GAUAUUUAGGUUUACAUAUUUGAACUGAGGGGACCGAGACGAGUUCAACGGUACCGUACUUUUGGACCGGAGACCAAAAAUAAGAAAGUUAUCUUCCAGAGGGAUAGGUUAGGUUUGUUGGACAAGCCGCGAAAGCGGCGCGUAGUACUAGCCGACCGCGAGCGAUUGCGAGCGGGUCGUCGGCUGAGGGACCCGAAAAGGACUUAACUCCAACUACGGACGAUCGGUGCGCUCGUAGAUCAACGUCUGCCUCUGCUGAAGGUAUAUAUGGCCGACUUGCCGGACUGUCCGUUAAACACGCGAUAGGCUUAGUGGAGAGAGCGACGCGACUCCCGAUCAUUGAUCGAUCGCCGGGAAAAAGUAGGGUACCGUUGAACUCGUCUCGGUCCCCCCAGUUCAAAUAUGUAAACCUAACCUAACUGAAGCACCACUAUUGAGGUUACUGAGGUAUACUUUAACCUUAAAUAUACAAUUUAGUAUAGAAUUUAAAAAUCUUAUUUGUGUACGCCAAUUAAGGAUUUAAGGACGAAAUGAUGGAAAAGAGCAGAAAGUGGAGAGUGGGUGAGUGUUUUUUCAAAUGUUGUAUGGAUGUUAAAACAAGAUAAAGAUGGAAAUCUCAAUUAUAAAGCUUACAACUGCAAGAAAAAUACAGAUUGUCAGAAAUCGAAACGAAGAAAGUUGUAUUUAAAGGAUACAGUUGCAAGGAACCUUGAUGGAAAUUAUUCUGAUACGGAUCACGAAAACAUGUUAAAAGAAUAUUUUCAAUUGAAAGUUAACUUGACGGAUUUAUAUCGAGAUUGGAGUGAAAAAGAUGACAAAUUUAAUAAUAUUUCCAAAAUCUUUAAUGGAGUUAGAAUUCUUAAACAAGAUCCUGUUGAAAAUUUGAUAUCUUUUAUAUGUUCAUCUAAUAAUAACAUACCAAGGAUAACCAGUAUGGUAGAAAAAUUAUGUUCCCAUUACGGUGAAGAAGGAUUGGAAAUAAAUGACAAAAUAUUCUACACGUUUCCUUCUUUAGAGAAAUUAGCCGAAGCUAAAGUGGAAGGAGAAUUGCGUAAGUUAGGAUUUGGCUAUCGUGCAAAGUAUAUUAAUCAGACUGCAGCUCAUAUUACUAAAAAUGAUCCCAACUGGUUAAUGUCUCUCAGAAAUAUCUCUUAUGAAGAUGCACGGAAGGAAUUAUUACAGUUACCUGGAGUAGGUGGCAAGGUGGCAGAUUGUGUAUGUUUGAUGUCAUUGGAUAAAAGUGAAGCAGUACCAAUAGAUACUCAUGUUUGGCAAAUAGCUACAAGAGAUUAUCUCCCUCAUUUGAAAACAAAGAAAACUAUGACUGAUAAAAUUUACUUGGAGAUUGGUAAUUUCUUCAGAAAUCGAUUUGGUAAAUAUGCAGGAUGGGCACAUUCUGUAUUAUUUGCUGCUGAUCUUCCACAGUUCAAACAUUUAAGAAAUGAAUUACAUUAAUGCAAUAAUCUUAAAUUGUUGUUUUGAAGGACAAGAGCAUCAUUAUCGAAUUGGAAUAAGAAUACAUGAAAUAUUUAAUAUCUUUACUUUGAAAUUGAAUUUUUAAUUGUAAAUAAAGUUAUUUUCAA
Centruroides sculpturatus (bark scorpion) is the source of this 1583-nucleotide messenger RNA. It is a transcript of the gene Ogg1, whose product is annotated as N-glycosylase/DNA lyase-like. Gene Ontology annotation, cellular component: nucleus. The transcript is spliced from 7 exons. Gene Ontology annotation, molecular function: damaged DNA binding; 8-oxo-7,8-dihydroguanine DNA N-glycosylase activity. The record is from RefSeq and is a predicted model, not a curated record. NCBI's taxonomy places the organism in Eukaryota, Metazoa, Arthropoda, Arachnida, Scorpiones, Buthidae. Gene Ontology annotation, biological process: base-excision repair; nucleotide-excision repair; base-excision repair, AP site formation. The coding region runs from base 589 to 1455 and encodes 288 amino acids.